Messenger RNA from Pocillopora meandrina, 3655 nucleotides. The record is from the annotation of a GenBank genome assembly. NCBI's taxonomy places the organism in Eukaryota, Metazoa, Cnidaria, Anthozoa, Scleractinia, Pocilloporidae.
GGCCACCGAACUGAAAUCAAGUGUAAGCCUCACAGGUAGGAAGAGAAAUCACUGAUGCUCUGUUGUAGUGAUAAGGCUUAAUUUUAUUUCCAGCCGCCAACCGGUUACCCGGUAAAAAAGGUAACCGGUUUAACCGGUUAAAUGGGCUUGAUUUCCUUCUCUUAGGAUUAGUGCACAUGUGGCUUGUUUUUACUGCGAGAGAUCUCUUGAUAAAAUAGUUGUAAAUAUAUCUUCUCUGCUUGAAUUUCUUUAGAUGCUGAUUCAAAGCGAGAUUGAUUGGCAGAUACGUUCAAGCAAUGCUAACUUAUGCUGUUUAACUGAUAACUGAACGAGUCAUAUCCAUUUUUUUCUUAGACCAGAUCGACAUGGUAUAAAGCAAAUUAUUGAACAUUAUGGACCGUUAGGACUUAUCGAAAAUAGGACUUGUGACGACACUCAUUACCCAGACAUCUGCGCGUUCCAUAAUACAGAGUCUGGAGACCAGACCCUGUCAUGUAACCCCAAGGUUUGUGGCUCGUCCGCGGUUCGAAUAUCUUCUGUUGAUCCUAAAAUGGGAAAAGCCGUGACGAAGUGGAAACGACUGUCGAAAAAACAAAUCGAUCGAACAGUUCGAACGGCCGUCAAAACCAAUUUAGAAAGAGGAUUCAGUUUUCUUUUCCUAAGAUGUGGAGAAAUUUUCCAAGUGCUCAGCUUUCCUCCGGUCUUGAAGAAAGUCGACGGCGGCAAAAAGAGAACUAAAAUCAAUUUAAAUGUAAUUCUGUUAGACUCUAUCUCCAGGCCGCAUUUUUACCGAAUUCUUCCAAGGGCUGUAAAGGCUCUGCACGAUAUUUCACACAAUCCUAAGAUUCAGGCUACCGCCUUGGACUUUGAACUUCUCCAGAGCAUCGGACAACAGACAUUUGAAAACAUGAGGCCAUUCUUCUGUGGCGUUGUCGAAGGUUAGUUGAAGAAAAUACGUUUAAAACUGAAUGGCGUGAGUUAUCCCAUCUCGUUGGCUAUGAAUUCUUUAUGUUGUACUUAUGAGAACAUGAAGAUGACAGUGAUCUUCCCGAUAAUAAACACUACUUAAGCAGCAGUCGAAAUGAUUUCAUACUUCCAUUAAGUUGUGUUCAUUACUGCGAAGACCACUCUCGCACUAAUUUAUCAUCCGCAGUUCACAUAUGUGAUUUCCAUAAAUUCACAGUCAUUGAUGAGAAAUUGUCUGUAACGUUUUCAGACGAUAACAAAGUUACUGCCUCUGCAAAAAACGCCAAAGCCUCCCUGGGUGUGAAGGUGUUGUAUGGGACCUUCAAGAAAUGGGGCUACCAGACGUUCUUUCAAGAGGAUCUUUGUUGGUAUGAUAUUUGGGGCAGUGCUUUAACAGACAUUGGUAAAAGAGCAACACCUCAGUCGGAUUCUGAGUUCAGAGAAAGGUAACAACCUGGUCCAUGCUGCAUGUUUGAUUCUGUAAUGAUGCGUUGUUUUGAUACAGGUGUUAUGUAGGUUUUUAAGGUAAUUGUUAAACUCUUUCUGCUGAGCAAAAAGGUACUUAUAAUGUAUAAGAGCCUGUGGCUGACUAACUAUAGCUUGAUCGAGGCUUGAUCUCGCCAUGCACACCUUAGUAUGAUGUUAGUAAGAUAUGUGCUUAUAGAGUUUGACUGAUACCAGGCAAGUUAAGUUCCUUUGAAUAUUUUUACCUGGGUGGGUGUCUGUGUGAGUUCACACAACAACCAAAGAUCUUCGGGGCAGAGUCAGUAUUCAGUCAAGACCACCUAUGAAAAUAAAAUCAUACCAAGAACUUAGUAAUAAAAUAGUGCUUUGGUUAUUGAAUUAUCAUAAGAAGUUAAAAAGCAUGUUUCGUUACAGGUGGAAGGAAUUUCAAGACAAGGUGGCCAAGAAACAAAUUGACCAUCAGGGUAUUACGCACUUUUCAUGCACGGCGUUAGAAAAGAUUCUGAGAAGGACCAACCCUUUUGAUUUUCCCCAGAAAAUCUGUUUAAAUGGCAGGUUUUACAGUUGGUAUUUCAUGGACUACAUAACAAAGGUGUACACGGCUCUUAGAAGCGACGAAAAAGCCAAACCUUUGCUUUCCUACACACAUUUUAAUACUGGACACGAGACUAAUGGUAAACGGAUGAUCAACAUGGACGCCAACAUGGCCAAAUUCUUCAAAGAUAUGGCUUCUUUCCCUGAUACUCUUACGUUGAUAUUAUCCGACCACGGUCACACAAGGACUCCGUUUCGUAACACAAAAGAGGGAGGCAAAGAGUUGUACGAUCCAGUAUUCUUUAUGAUUGUACCUGAUGGCAUUAAGGAAAAACUUGGUCCACGUAGGAUGAACGCGCUGGUCACAAACCAAAAGCGCCUUUUCGCGCUUAAAGAUGUACACAAAGCGUUCAUGAGUUUGUAUGAUCCUCAAAAAAUGGACUCUGAUGAUUAUUCAGUGACAGGAAUCUUUUCAGAGAUUUUAGCAAACCGCACAUGCGCAGACCUCGAUAUGCUUCCCUUGACCAGAUGUAAAUGUGAAGGUUUUAAUAAAGAAAUUGAGAUCAAAGAAAAUGCAGAUGACUACAAGUGGCUGGCAGAAUUUGCAGUUGGACAUAUAAAUAAUGCAAUACAAAGGCAACAUAGGGAAGGUAAGAUGUAAAAAUAAUGUCCGUGAGAAAACCAGAAGGAACUAGGCGGGCAGGGUGGGGAGGGGGAAGGGGUGAUACUGCUUUAAUAAGUGAUUAGACUUAAACUGUAUAUUUGCCUUAGCAUAGAGAACUUAAGUGAUGACGUAACUACCCAUGUAGAAAUGAUAACGAAUAAUGGUUGCUCAUUGGAGAUCUUUAGUAGGUCAGUGCUGCAAUUUGAGUAUAAUCACCCCCUGCCCGAUUUCGUUACGGACAUUCUUGUAAAUGUUGCAGCUUGUUUUCAAGUAAGAGUGUUCAAUCGUUGCCCAUGGAGACUUAAGUUCAACCUGACUUCUUUCCUCUUUUCAGGUAGUGCUAACUCAUCUGAGAAUUAUGGCUAUGGAAACUGUGAACGCUUAGUUGGAAAAUCGUUCUCAAAAGUGAUCAAACGUUUUCGAGGAGAAUUUAUUAUAACGAGUAUGGACAUUCACGUGUUCCCUCCAACCGGAUACAAAAAGGAUGAAGUGUUUAGAGUCUCUGUCAAACAGUUCGCUACACCGAAAGACGGAGUAUUUUUUAUAAAUUCUAUAAGAGUAACGACUUACAGCAAGUUUGCGCCUUGCGCCGACAAGUCAGUUGAUAUCAAGCUUUGCGCAUGCACCAAACAUCAAACCUCUGACCUAGCUAAGAAAGGAGUGUUGUUUGAGAAUGGUGUUCCGAGGAAAAUGUUUGGUUCGGCAACAAUUGUUAAGGAUCUGGACUCCAACUGUUUGUUGUUCUUAAGACGAGAUUACGGAACGUUUGCUUUUGCGUUAGAAGUAGCCAACGUUUGCACAGAUAUCACUUAUAGAUUUAGCAUGACAGGCUCAACGGAUCAAAGGGUUUUCACCAAGACUUUGCCAAUCUCUCUUGAGUUACCACCCAAAACCUUUCAUUUUCUAACAUCUGUUUCCAAGUAUGUCGUAAAGGUAGAUAGCGACCUUAAUCUAAAAGCAAGCAUACAUGUUAAAAACGGGGAAUCGAAUACCUUCCACUUUUUAAGAACUGCUCGGGUUUUGUAA